Messenger RNA from Anguilla rostrata (American eel), 988 nucleotides. It is a transcript of the gene akip1, whose product is annotated as A kinase (PRKA) interacting protein 1. The coding region runs from base 181 to 702 and encodes 173 amino acids. Gene Ontology annotation, cellular component: nucleoplasm. The transcript is spliced from 5 exons. Lineage: Eukaryota; Metazoa; Chordata; Actinopteri; Anguilliformes; Anguillidae. The record is from RefSeq and is a predicted model, not a curated record. Gene Ontology annotation, biological process: regulation of non-canonical NF-kappaB signal transduction.
UCUACAGAACUACAUUACCCAAAGACCAUUGCGCAGAAUGUUGGUGGCGCUGAAAAUGUCAUGAGAAGUGUAUAAAAUUGGCUAACAGCAGAACAUAGUAACCCUUUAAGAACAGAAGAUAGUCUCAGUGAUAACUGGUUUUGCGUAUUUCGAGUGGUACUUGUCUUUUGGCAUUGUUCGAUGUCGAGUCAAGCCUGGAUAGAAUCGUCUCUGAGACGGUCUUCCAGGCUUGGACUGCAAGUGUUGGAACGCGCCCAGAGACGUAGCGUCGACUGGGCGAGUGUGAGUCCGUCAUCGCAGCCCACCCCGGUAGAGGAUGCCUCGAGAAACCAGCCCGAGCCCUGGGAGGCGGAGACACAGAAAGCGCGGACGCGUACAACCCUAGAUGACGCUUUUGAAACCGUAGUGGAAUUUAUGGCACAGACUACUCAUCAAUGCAAGAACUUCUAUAAGUCCGUUCCAGUGCAGGGGACCUCUGAGUUUGAGGUAAAGCACGUGUGCAGAUACCACUCACACCGGCUGCCACGGCCCUUAAAGCAUACCACCUCUCGGAGGAAUGAACAAACGCCAUUGGAGGAUUUCCACAUUGAAGUUUCUCCAGGAACCUACGCUGUCACCGCUGGGGCAGUAGACUCAAACCAGCAGACCCACCUGGUGCAGGUCGAAGCCGGAGAGAGCGUCAACCUGACAUUUCACCUCUAACGUUUCAACCUGUUAGGAUUUCACAGAUCGUAACAAAACUGUCUAAUGUGUGCAAUUUUUGUGUUUGCCCAGUACAUGCUUCAAGUCUGCCAAUUAAGUCGAUGUGCUUUCAUGUAUAUUGCUGCUAAUUUUAAAUAAGCCAUAAAUCCUUUUAUAAUGAAAUUUUAAAAAAUGUAUGUCAGAGGUAUAUUUCAAGAUUGAAGUUUAUUUUUUAUAAUUUCAUGUCUAUGCUGCAACUAAUUAAUAUAUAUGAAUCAAUGUGUCCAAUAAAGUAUAUAUUUCAAUA